Nestor notabilis (Kea) is the source of this 524-nucleotide messenger RNA. RefSeq names its product rap1 GTPase-activating protein 2-like. Gene Ontology annotation, molecular function: GTPase activator activity. The transcript has 7 exons. The record is from RefSeq and is a predicted model, not a curated record. The annotation marks the transcript as partial. Gene Ontology annotation, biological process: activation of GTPase activity; regulation of small GTPase mediated signal transduction. Gene Ontology annotation, cellular component: plasma membrane; cytoplasm. Lineage: Eukaryota; Metazoa; Chordata; Aves; Psittaciformes; Psittacidae.
AUGGCCGUGGCUGCUGCGUCGGGUGGUGAUGCCGGGAAGAGGAUGGAUUUCUUCGGGCGCCUGCUGGUGCAGAGACUUCCCUCUUCUCUUUUUCAGUCUGCAGAAUUCUUCGAAAUGCUGGAAAAAAUGCAGGCACCAAAACUUGAAGAACAGAGGGCUGGAAGCCAAAAACACAAGGAAGACUACAUCCCAUACCCCAGCAUUGAUGAGAUCCUGGAGAAGGGCAGCCCGUACCCACUAAUCAUCCUGCCCCAGUUUGGGGGAUACUGGAUCGAAGACCCAGAAAACCUUGGCACGCCGACCUCGUCCGACAGCAGCAUCUGCGAGGAGGAGGAGGAGAACCUCAGCCCCAGCACCUACGGCUACAAGCUGGAGUGCAAAGGAGAGGCCAGAGCCUACAGGAAGCAUUUCCUGGGAAAGGAUCAUUUAAAUUUUUAUUGUACAGCCAGCAGCCUUGGGAAUCUGAUCCUUUCUAUUAAGUGUGAGGAGGCAGAUGGCACCGAAUACCUAAGGAUUAUACUCAG